AUGUGUUUCGCUGUGCGCAAGACGACCACCGCCAUCACCAGGCCCGAGAUUCCGCCGUCCAACUUCUUUGCCGGACCAGCGGAGCGAGCGGCCGUUCGCGAGUUCCUGAUGCAACCAAACAUGGUGCCAGGGUCCUACAUCGUGCACCAGAGCACCCACAACCGUGCCACCUUCUACGUCUCCGUCGUCACGCCAGCAAGCGCUGUUGAGCACCUGCCAGUGCCCUACCGCAACAGCACCUUCCGCCUGGGCAACCUGACCUGCCGCACCGUGGAUGAGCUGGUGCGCAUGCUGCCGACCGCCCCACUCGUGGACGCGCGCGGCGCCUCUCUGUCGUUCGUGCAGGCCGUGGCGGGGACAUUCAACAUGACCCGCGCCAUGGCCCGACAACAGCAGCGGCAGCACAAGAAACACCACCACCACCAGCCACAACAACAGCCACAACAACAGCAGCAGCAGCAGCAGCAGCACCGAGGGCGGGUGGCCGAGAGGGGUUCGUCGCAACCCGGCUUGGUCGUGCAGCAGUCGCAGCCGGGGUCUGUUGGCAGCGGGCUUGGUGCGCCAGCGGGGCCAGCGACGGACAGUGGCGACGACGAAAAGACGAAGAAGAAGAAGAAGAAGCGCGGCCUCUUCUCGCGGCUGUUGGGCGGUAAGGGCAAAGCCGGCUCUCGUGGUGACAGCAGCACAGACACAGCACCGUCGCCAUCAGCAGUGCCGCAGCUGCAAACAGACGCGGCAGGCCGGCGCCACUCUGCGCCCGCACACGAUCUCGAUGCGAGUGCACGGCGGGUGCGGCCACGACCAAGCGACCUGCACCUCGUGGGCAAUGCUGGCGUGAGCGGUGUGCACAGUCGCGGUGCUGCUAAUGGUGGCGGUGACCGCGCACCGGGGGACUACGACAACAUGAAGGAUAUCGUGGCCGGAGGUGCCCACGACAGCAGCAGCAGCAGCAGCAGCAGCAGCGAUGAUAAUGAUGAUGAUGGUAGCAACGAUGCUGGUGGUAUGGCUGUCCCUGCUCUGCCUGUUCGCCGGGCAACCAUCACCUCCCAAUCCUCCGUUCGCGUCGUGCCGGAACUCCCAGACCUGCAGGAACGAAGCGAUAGCAGCGAUGAUGACGACGACGAUGGUGGUGAUGACACCGGUGUCAAUCGUCGUGCUGGUGCUACGGGUGGUGGGCAGCGAAGAAACAAGAACGACUCGCCAGCAAAGCCCCGCGUGCAGCCGCUGGUGAAGGCGGCACCGGACGUCCGGUCCACCCCGCCACUGCUGCCGCCGCCACCAGACGUGAUUGGCGGCAGAUCGCCCCACCUCAACGCACGCGGGGGUCCUCCAACGCCACCCGCCAUCACCACCACGGCACCGGCGCCUGCGACAGGGAGUGUACCUGCACCUGCGACAGGGAGAGUCAGUGACACACCGCCUGAGCCGCCCAAGCGCGAGAAGAAUAGGCCGAGCAAGUUGCGACUGCCCGGCAAGAAGAGCGGUAAGCAGCGGCGGUCGAACCGACACAGGCGCGACCCGCGCGAUGUGGUGCAGGAGCUUGGCCUAAACAUGCCCGUCACGCCAAUGGACGUUGAGGGCUUCAAGCAGCUGCCACGCCACCAGAUCCAUGCGUCCGCGCUGCCGUCGCACGCUGCCGGCCCGCGACUGAACCGCUUCAGAGACAUCCUGCCCAACCCGGCCACGCGUGUUCGCCUGCCGCCACUGCAGGAGGACCCCACCCUCGAAUACAUCAACGCAAACUACAUCAGAGGGCACGGCGGGCGGUCUGCGCGUGCGUAUGUUGCGGCGCAGGCGCCAAUGGACACGGGGCUGUACAACUUCUGGCGGCUCAUCUGGCACGCGAACAUCAACACGAUUGUCAUGGCGACCGGGUUUGAGGAGGCCGGCCGUCGCAAGUGCGCACGCUACUUUCCCGAGGAGCCAUCAGAUCAGUUCCGGGAGUCGUUUACGUUCGGGCCGGAGCGCCUGCUGAUCAAAGUGCGCACUGUGGCCAAGCACGACCUCGGCUUCUACACAAAACGCACCAUCAAGUUCACGUUUGGGCAGGAGGAGCGUGACGUCACGCAUUUCUGGUUCACGGCCUGGCCAGACCACGAUGUCCCAACCAACGCCGAUGGUUCACUGGCGACAGGGCCCACAAUUGACUUGCUGCGUGACGUGCGACUGCACCGGCAGGCGACCAACGACGCAGGACCGCUAAUGAUCCACUGCUCGGCCGGCAUUGGGCGCACGGGCACGCUCCUCGUCAUCGACUACGCCAUGUCCGCACUGCAGAAUGGGGAGGUGAUUGACAUCAACAAGAUUGUUGCUGAGCUGCGGGAGGACAGGAUGGCGCUGGUGCAGCACGUCAACCAGUACAAGUUCUGCUACCAGGCCACCAUUGAGUUUGCAAAGCGCCUGUCGCGCACGCCGGCACCCGCACACGAACAGCGCACGAGCGUGUACAAGGAGACGGAGCCCAUUUAUGCUGUCGCAACCUCUCCGCAGGAGGCAGACCGCCUUUCCCGAAGCGGAAACUGGAAACUGCACUCGCAGCGCGGCGAGACGGCCGUUUACUCGCUCAACAGCAACACACUUCCCCAGGAGGAGGACGACUCGCUCGCCGUGUUCUCCCCGCACGCAGAGCGAAGUGGCCGUCGUGGCAGCACCAGUGGUGGAGGUGGUGGCGGUCGGGGACGCAACAGCAGCAGCAGCAGUGGUGGCGGUCGUGGUGGAGCGAUUGCCGAAGAGGAUGAGGACGACGAUGAGAGCGACGAUGAAGACGACAUCUCGACGCGGUGGUGGUUCCGGUCCAACUUCACACGCGCGCAGGUGGACGAGCUGCUGCAGGACGCGCCCAAGGGCCAGUUCCUUGUCCGCAACUCGAGCAAGCCGAACCACUACGCGCUGUCGCUGCAGACGGGGACGAAGAUUGUGAACAUGCUGAUUGCGCCGCAGCAGCAGGCGGACGGCAGCAUCAAGUACAAGCUGGGCAAGUCGCAGCCCACGCUGUUUGACACCUUGGACGAGCUGGUGAGCGAAUGUCUUCGCUCUGGCGUCAUCACCGCGGAGUCGGAUGGCAUUGUCAAGCUCUUGCCAAACAAUGAAGAGAUGGAGGCCUAGACAGUUUGUUUGUUUUGUUUGUUUGGUUGUUUGUUUGUUUGUUUGUUUUUGUGUGUGAUUUGAUCAAAUAGCGCUUGCUCUGCUUGCGACGUGAUGAUGAGUGUUCUGACUCGCAUAUCCCGCCUUGUGUUAUUCUUGCAUCGUGUCGUUGUUACCUUGCUGUUGUUCUAUUGCUGUUGUGGGUUGUUUAUCAGUUGGCCCUGUGCUCUGUUCGUGUUACAUUACAUUUCCACGACCUGUUUUUUCGUGCUGUUGUUAUCGCCGUGUCACACGCGAAUGACUCUGUGUGUGUUGUGUGUUGUGUGUUCUUAUUGAAUUAACACAAACCCCAA
Molecule: messenger RNA, 3437 nt
Organism: Salpingoeca rosetta
Lineage: Eukaryota; Choanoflagellata; Craspedida; Salpingoecidae
Product: tyrosine phosphatase
Exons: 5
Coding region: 1-3105 (1034 amino acids)
Biological process (GO): protein dephosphorylation
Molecular function (GO): protein tyrosine phosphatase activity
Source: RefSeq, a predicted model, not a curated record